AUGACUCAUAGGAGAACUUCUUUGCCGGGUCCCAUGGUACGGUGGCGGUCGCCGCUGCCGGGCUAUUACAAACUUAACGUUGGUGAUGUGAUUGACUUACAAGAUGGUGCCAGAGGGGUUGCUGUGGUUGUUUGUGACUCUUGUGGUGUCUUAAGCGGUGCAGUGGUUAUGAGGGCCCUUGGUCUGGUGUCCGUGUUGGCUACCGAACUGUACACCACGAAGACUGGUUUGUCCUUUGCCCUUGAUGCGUCGUUCGAGGCACUGCUUCUUUAG
Messenger RNA from Prunus armeniaca (apricot), 273 nucleotides. The record is from the annotation of a GenBank genome assembly. NCBI's taxonomy places the organism in Eukaryota, Viridiplantae, Streptophyta, Magnoliopsida, Rosales, Rosaceae.